Molecule: messenger RNA, 1653 nt
Organism: Talaromyces amestolkiae
Lineage: Eukaryota; Fungi; Ascomycota; Eurotiomycetes; Eurotiales; Trichocomaceae
Exons: 7
Coding region: 1-1653 (550 amino acids)
Biological process (GO): transmembrane transport; nucleobase transport
Cellular component (GO): plasma membrane
Molecular function (GO): nucleobase transmembrane transporter activity
Source: RefSeq, a predicted model, not a curated record
AUGCCUGCCUGGAACACCAUUUUUGCUGCACUGCGAGUCGGCGGGAGCGACACAGCUAAUCACUGGAAGAAUCCCGAUUUAGUUCCCUUGCCUGUCGCACGCCGAACAUGGAGAGAUUUGGACUUUAUCGGUCUAUGGAGUACCGCGUUCGUGACAAUUUUUGGCUGGCAGGGUGUGUCCUCGCUGCUGUCCAUGGGCCUCAGUGUAUGGCAGGCUAUUGUUUGUAAUUUUGUGGCCAAGUUGAUCCAGAUUGCCAUUGUUAUCAGCUUGGGAUGGAUCGGCGCAGUAUGGCACAUCGGGUUCACAGUCAAUGCACGCCAAUCGUUUGGACUAUGGGGUUCCUACUUCCCCUUGCUUAUGCGAGUCUUAUGGUUCGGUGUACAAGCAUUCACAGGUGGACAGCUGGUAUCGACCUUACUGUCAACUAUCUUUUCCGGAUACCAGCAUAUGCCAAAUACGCUACCGGCAUCGGCCAGCAUGACAACCAAGGAGUUUGUCGGUUUCUUCAUUUUCAAUAUCAUUUGUAUCCCGUUCCUCUAUAUACCGCCUGAAAAGCUGCGAAUUCCGUUUCGAUUCACUCUGACCAUCAGUGCAAUCACACUGAUUGCCAUGUCGAUCGGUCUGAUGGCAGCCGCAGGGGGCGCCGGUCCAUUGGUGCACACUGGAGUUACUGUUCAAGGAAGUUCUAAGCUUGGUUGGGCUUGGAUUGAUGGUAUCACCACCGUCAUUGGCGGCACUGUGGUUGGAUCAACAAGCCAAUGCGACUUUUCUCGUUUUGCUCGUCGACCUGGCAACCAGUUCAAGGGACAAAUUUUUGCUUUACUCUUCUUCGGUAAUGUCAUUCCCGUAUUUGGGCUGCUCGGUACUUCGGCUGCCUCCCAGUUGUACGGGGAUGUGACUGAUCUAGGCUUGUGGAACCCACCAAAUAUCAUUCAAGUGUGGCUGGAUCGCGGCUACGAUGACCCUAAGAUUCGUGCUGCAACAUUCUUUGUCUCACUAGGCUUGAUUUGUUCAAUGGUGGCUAUCAAUACUGUUGAAAACGGAAUAUCAGGUGGUAUGGACGCUGCCGGAUUGCUCCCAAAGUAUAUCAACAUUCGACGUGGUUCCUAUCUGAUAAUGGUUAUCUCCGUCCUCAUCCAACCAUGGCAGAUCAUUGCAAAAGCAUCCACUUUCACUACUGUUUUGAAUAGCUUCGGAGUGAUACUUGGUCCCUUGAUCGCAGUCUUUACCUGCGACUACUUCUUCGUUCGUCACCAAAAAGUCAAGUUGACAGACUUGUACCAGCCAUCAUCUCAGAGCAUCUACUGGUUUUGGCACGGUGUGAAUUGGCGUGGUUACGUUUCCUGGGUUGUUGGUGCCGCACCUUUCCUUCCAGGACUGGCGAGUCUAGAUCCCAGCACUGCGGGAGGUGUUCCUGCUGGUUUGAUCAAAGCAUCGUAUGCUGGGUUUUUAUGCGGCUAUGUCAUCUCGUUCACUUUGCAUUAUCUGCUCAACAAGAUCUUGCCGCCCCCUGGUCUGAGAAGUUAUGAUGAGGUCGAUACGUUCGGCACAUUUAGCGAUGAAGAAGCAGAAAAACUGGGUAUACGCACCCUGGGAGCCAGUGAAGUAUUAUAUGAAACUGAUACUGUAAUUCCUAAUAAGUCGGUGGCAUAA